Messenger RNA from Adelges cooleyi (spruce gall adelgid), 1982 nucleotides. RefSeq lists its product as uncharacterized. NCBI's taxonomy places the organism in Eukaryota, Metazoa, Arthropoda, Insecta, Hemiptera, Adelgidae. The record is from RefSeq and is a predicted model, not a curated record. The transcript is spliced from 4 exons. The coding region runs from base 10 to 1884 and encodes 624 amino acids.
ACUCAUAGAAUGGUUCUUUUUUAUAUGUAUAUAUUUAUAAAAAUUAAACUGUCUAAAAAAGUUUUAAUCUAUUUUAGACAAUCAUAUUUUCAAGACGAUUCCUUUGAUGAAGACAAAAUAAACGCCAAAAAAACAACAAUUUCUAAACAAACUUUUAUAAAUGAAUUUUUAUCUCCGAGUACCACAGGCGAUAUUCCAGUUUCACAGGAAGUCCUGGAUACUGAAUUUUGGGCUAAACACUUCAAAGCAUUUACAUUUUUAGGUGACAAAUGCUGUCUCCAUGCCAGGUUAUCUGUAUCGAGUGAACAGAGCUUGAAAAUCGACAAUUUUUUCUUGCCCAAAGAUGUUAAAACUAACAUAUCCACAAAUUUAAUUGACAAUAUCAGUUACUGGUCGUCAGAAAAGGAUUUGAAUUUCUCUGAAACAGACAUAAGUGUUAUUUCUAUGCUUACGGAUGAAACGUACAACAAAAGAAAAUGGAGUAAACCAGAACUCAUGAAAUGUUCCAACGUCGAGGAUUCACCCAAUAUCGGAAAUCACCAGCGAACCACAAACGAAAGCGUGAUGACGUCCCAAACGGUCAACGAAGAAUGUUUUGACGAUUCCAAUUCGACUAAAAGUGGUCAAGCGUUAAAUAGCAGCAAUGUUAUGGAAAUAUCAUUAAACGAAGACAAUCAUUCCGCGGGUAGUAUGUGGUAUAGUCUAGUUAAUGAACCCAAUUGGCAACAAAGUGUUCCAGAUUUAGUCAAAGAAAUAGUAGAAAGUAUGUCGGUACUAAAUGUAUCUCCGAUAAAUAAUAUUUUAAGUACGGAUUUAACAGUGUUAAUGGAAAAUUGUUCUUUGGAAGACAUUAACGUUGUAGAAUAUUCCUCAAUAGUAAAAGAAAAAUCUACUCAUUCACUCGGUCAUUUUGUGCUCAAUGAAAACAAUCCAAACCCAAUACCCAAAGUCCAGGAAAAGUCUGAGAUACGACUUGAAAACAAAGUAGACAAUAUAAAGGUAUGUAAAACACACAAUCUUCAAAUAGAAACAAUUAAUUCUUUCGACAGAGAGAGUUUCAGCAACGAUUGUAAAAUGAUUGUAUUGGAAGAAGUGAGUUCCCCCAAUGUACUAACGGACAAAUUGAAUACAUUGGAAUUGACAAUAAAAAAAAAAAGUGAAAAUACCAAGUUGGAUGCGUCUUCAAGUACAUUGGACAAAACCAUAGAACAAAUUGAGAAUUUAAAACUUUCUCCCUUGGCCGAAAGCGAAGAAAUGAAAUCGUUUACAAGCUCAAUGAUUGAACAGAGUGUUGAAUUUGGUGAAAACGAGCUAAGCGAAUCACAACAAGUUUCAAAACCAGAUAUUGUCGAUUUCAGUAUUAUCGAACAAUUGAUGGAACCUUCUUCUACAUUGUCAGAAAGUAAAUUAGCGAACAGCAGCUUAAAUGAUAAUAAAGAAACAGUCAUAAACAUUAAGGAAAAGGAAUCUGUUGUAUCGCACGAUUCAGAAAUGUUGGCCGGUAUAAAAGUAGACGACAUGUCAUUGAUAAUGGAUUCGCUGAAGAAAAGUAGUAUGUCCGAAUCUUUUUAUAGUAUUGAAUCAGAUAACGUGACUGAAGAUAACAAGAGAAAAAUAGAGCCUGUUCAAGAAUACAAAAACGUUGAAAAAAAAAUGAAAGUUGAAGAACCCAAAACACCUACUUCAAAGCUGUUCAAAAUUAAAAAUAUGUUUAAAAGCAGUGAAAAACCAAAAUGUAAUUUCAGUUCUGGAAAAGAAAACACACCAUUUUCCAAACCUACGAGCUUAAGAAAACCAGAAGUAAAUGUAAAAAGCAAAAUCCCUUGUAAAGUAUUGGUCAAAUCAAUGACGAAAAGCAUUGAUUUCAACCUGUCGGAUUGUUAACGCCAGAAGUUGUCAAAUCAAAAACAAAAUUUUUAAAAGUUGGCGAUCUGGUUUUUGGCAACCUCUCAAAUUCUGCCAAGAAAUACCAAGAGGCCAUU